Molecule: messenger RNA, 834 nt
Organism: Fukomys damarensis (Damara mole-rat)
Lineage: Eukaryota; Metazoa; Chordata; Mammalia; Rodentia; Bathyergidae
Gene: Tmem225
Product: transmembrane protein 225
Exons: 3
Coding region: 195-752 (185 amino acids)
Biological process (GO): negative regulation of phosphatase activity
Source: RefSeq, a predicted model, not a curated record
UUGUAGACUUAACAUAGAAGUGGUGAAAUAAGGAAGUGGUCUCUAUUCCAUAGGCUACUUUGGUUUCUGCCAGCAGCCAAUGCCUUAGCCAUAACUAAAAGUACAGAGUUAGCUCUUCUUCCUGUGAGUGAUCAAAACAGGAGAGAGAUAUAUGAAAUGUGGGUGGUGGUCUCAUCAGAAAUCUCCACUCUCAUAUGUCAAAGAGAAAUAUUCAGACCACCAACCUACUCUUCUCCUCAUGGGCGGUAGUUUCAUUGAUGGUAGGCGUUUUCUUGGAAGAAUGGGUUGAAUUAGUUCCAAAAAUUAAAAAGGACAAGAUUAGCCGCAGUCCAUGGAUGACAUGCUGCAGUACCAUUUGGCCAGAAGAUAGCCUGAAAGUGGUCAGGAUCAUGAUGAUGUUGGCCCUCUGCCUUUCCUUCUUUCUUAACUUGAUCCUGGGUAUACAAUACACUUAUAUGAUUCCUCGGAAUAAAUACAUGCACUUCAUCAUUGCCUUCAUCUGUUUCCUCACAGGUUUUCUCUGUCUCGUACAGUGCAAGCAGCCCAUCCAUAGUCGCACCUGCCGGAAAAUCCACCCAUCUGAUGAACAGUGUAGUGAUAAACAGCUCUCCGGGCAUUCUAUCCAAGUUAUCUCACUGCCAGAGAGCACUGCAGUGCCACGGAGCAUCGUCCACACACCCUUGCAGGACUCAAAGAAAGAUGCUGUGAAAAAAGAUCAUCUCCAGAAACGUCAUGUGACGUGGGCUCUGUGACUGAACAGUCUGUCAUCCAUACCUGGCCAUCUUCACGGAUGCAGCAUCUUGAGCAUGCACAGUGCUGUGCAUCUCCAGCCCC